AUGACGGAGUUGAAAUACCUCUCUGGGUUCGGUUCGGAGUUCAGUUCGGAGGAUCCACGGCGUCCGGGUGCGUUGCCGGUUGGUCAGAACUCUCCACAAAAGUGCCCCUAUGGCCUCUAUGCUGAACAGCUUUCGGGGUCCGCUUUCACUGCCCCAAGAGCUGACAACAAACGAUCGUGGUUGUACAGAAUUCGUCCAUCAGUCGUCCAUCGACCAUUCAAAAGGGUUGAACUCGCCAAAUACUUGACACAUAAGUGGGACGACGAGGAGCCCGACCCGAAUCAGUCCCGUUGGCUGCCUUUCGACAUGCCGCCGGCAGAAGAGAAGGUAGACUUCGUGGCUGGUCUCCAUACGGUGUGCGGCGCUGGCGACACCCGAGCCCGCCAUGGCAUCGCCAUUCAUGUAUACCUUUGCAAUACGUCCAUGGAAAGGAGCGCAUUUUACAGCAGCGAUGGAGACCUGCUGAUAGUGCCACAACAGGGAGCGUUGAAGAUCACCACCGAAUUCGGAAUAAUGGAAGUAGCUCCCAACGAGAUAGCUGUAAUCCAGCUAGGAAUGAGAUUUUCCGUUGCGGUAAAUGGACCUACUCGCGGUUACAUACUGGAGGUGUUCGACGGUCACUUCAAGCUGCCCGAUUUGGGACCGAUAGGGGCGAAUGGUUUGGCCAACCCGCGCGACUUUCUCACACCAGUCGCCUGUUACCAUGACGAGGAGAUACCUGGAUUCAAAAUAAUAAGCAAAUACCAGGGCGUUUUGUUCGAAGCUGAACAAAAUCACUCACCUUUCGAUGUAGUGGCCUGGCAUGGGAACUAUGUGCCCUAUAAAUAUGAUUUAAGCAAAUUCAUGGUGAUCAACUCUGUUUCAUUCGACCAUUGCGAUCCGUCUAUAUUUACGGUACUCACGUGUCCGUCCACGAAACCCGGUGUUGCAAUUGCAGACUUUGUUAUUUUCCCGCCACGGUGGUCAGUACAAGAGAACACAUUUAGACCACCUUAUUAUCAUCGCAACUGCAUGAGUGAGUUCAUGGGACUGAUCUUCGGUUCCUACGAGGCUAAGGAGGGUGGAUUCCUCGCUGGCGGGGCCUCUUUACACUCCAUCAUGACACCGCACGGGCCCGACGAGAAAUGCUUCAUGUCAGCCUCCAACGCUUCGUUGUUGCCUCAAAAGAUCGCUGUCGGCACUCAGGCUUUCAUGUUCGAGUCAUCAUUGAGCAUGGCCAUUACAAAAUGGGGCAUAAAGACGUGCCAGAAAUUGGACGCCAAAUACUAUGAGUGUUGGCAAAAAUUACCCAAACUGUUCUCAGACAUGAUAAAUGUU
Molecule: messenger RNA, 1317 nt
Organism: Iphiclides podalirius (scarce swallowtail)
Lineage: Eukaryota; Metazoa; Arthropoda; Insecta; Lepidoptera; Papilionidae
Source: the annotation of a GenBank genome assembly